UUUUAUGUAUUUGGUGACCCUUCCUUUGUGAAAUGUCUGUUCAAGUCUUUUGCCCAUUUUUUAAUUGGUUGUCUUUUUUCUUAUUCAACUGUAGGAUAUUUUCAUAUAUUCUGUAUACAAUAAUUUUUUCAGAUGUUUUGUGCAUCUUUUUACUCAGUCUGUUCCUCAGUUUAUUUUCUUAACUGCUUUAUAGAAGUUUAUAAAUUUAUUAAUAGAUUAUACCUAUUAUAUUAAUACAUGUGAUUAAAAACAAACUUUUCCUUUUUAGGCAUGUCAAAUAAAACUUUAUACAAUCUUUGAGAGAAAGGUGACCCAUCAAUUUUAUAAAUGUGUGUUCACUGAAAAAAGUCAGAAAAAAGUAAAUAUGCAAUAGUAAUAAUCACAGCUAACUUGCAUAAAGAACUUGUUUGAGGCCCCAGGGCCCAUCAAUUUCACCAUGUUCCUGACCAUGUUUGGUGAGAAGUUAAAUGGCACAGAUCCUGAAGAUGUCAUCAGAAACGCCUUUGCUUGCUUUGAUGAAGAAGCAACAGGCACCAUUCAGGAAGAUUACCUAAGAGAGCUGCUGACAACCAUGGGGGAUCGGUUUACAGAUGAGGAAGUGGAUGAGCUGUACAGAGAAGCACCUAUUGACAAAAAGGGGAAUUUCAAUUACAUCGAGUUCACCCCCAUCCUGAAACAUGGAGCCAAAGACAAAGAUGACUGAAAGAACUUUAACUAAAAUCUUCCAGUUACAUUGUCUUACUCACUUUUAUUUCUCAGACACUUCCCCCACCCUCAUAGAACCUGUUGCAUGCAACUUAAUUUCACAGCUUUGCCUCUUCUUUUUGAUGUAUUUAUUCCAGAACUUUCUGCCACUUAGCACUUGUAUAAUCAGACUGGAAAUGGGGAUGAGGGUGCAAAUUGUAUUGAAAAAGAGAUCGAGAAUAAAAAUCAACAAAUGUGAAAGCCCAAAAAAAAAAAAAAAAAAAAAAGAA
This is a messenger RNA of Gorilla gorilla gorilla (western lowland gorilla), 974 nucleotides long. RefSeq names its product myosin regulatory light chain 12B-like. Gene Ontology annotation, molecular function: calcium ion binding. The record is from RefSeq and is a predicted model, not a curated record. Lineage: Eukaryota; Metazoa; Chordata; Mammalia; Primates; Hominidae. The transcript has a single exon. Bases 437 to 703 code for a protein of 88 amino acids.